This is a messenger RNA of Gryllus bimaculatus (two-spotted cricket), 2358 nucleotides long. The record is from the annotation of a GenBank genome assembly. Lineage: Eukaryota; Metazoa; Arthropoda; Insecta; Orthoptera; Gryllidae.
AUCCUUGUGCAUAGAGAAUGAAUAUAGAGUAUGAUACCGUGAUGUAAUGAUGCACGGAUGAUGAUACAGGAUGUCUGGUCGUUAGUUUAUUUUGUUUCUUUCAGUGUUUUCACCUGUAUGGUGAAUUUUAAUUUGUGUGUCUACUCUCCGUUUACGUGUGUGUCUCGGAGAAAUUGAUUAUUAUAGAGGUACAUUAAAGUAUAUGGAUAAAAUGGCACAGGACGAAAAUUCGUGGAGAACGACAACAUUUCGUCAAAGCGUUGUUGCUAAAAUAGACGAAGCUAUUCAGAGAUCUGGUAUGCCAACAACAAAAAAUAGUAUGGAAAUGGAAAAUCAUGUUUUUCAAAAAGCAAAAACCAAGGAGGAAUACUUGAGUUUUGUAGCACGUCUCAUACUUCAUGUCAGAGAAAUGAAUUCCAAGAAAGGUGGGAGCAUGGGGGGACCUGCUGGUAAUACAGGACAGCCUAUGCAAGAUCCAAUUGGGGCAUUACAAAACCUUGCACGACAAGGCACAGGCAACAAUCAAAUGAUGGGAAUAGGUGUUCCACAAAAUGCAGGAAUGGUUCCUCAGCAAUCACCACAGAUUCCUGCAACCAACUUGUUGCAGACAUUAAAUCAAAGACCUGGCCAAGGUUUACCUGGUCUCCCUACAUUACCAAACAAAAUGCCUGAAAUGGCAAUGGGUGGUUCUCAGGUGGGUGCGAUGGGACAGAUGCCAGGGCAACUAAACCAAAUGCCUGGUCAAAUGGGUUCACCAAUGAGGAUGCCCAUGCCAGGGCAAAUGCCAGGUCAGAUGCCUGGACAAAUUCCUGGACAAAUGCAAGGACAAAUAGCUACUCAGAUGCAGAAUCAGAUGGGGGGCCAGAUGCCAGGACAAAUGCCUGCCCAGAUGCCAGGGCAAAUGCCAGGGCAAAUUCCUCAUAUAGCACAGAUGGCUGGUCGUAAGGGACCUGAAAAUAUGAUGAUGGUAAAUCAAAAUGCUGGAUUUGCUGGGCCUCGUAAUGUAACACCGAAUCAGUUUUUGCAUCGAAGCCCUUCACCUUCUGCACCAUCACCAGCUGGUUUGGGCAAUGCACCAUCAAGCAAUCAGAUGGCUGCAUCUCCUGCACUAGUUCCUUCUCCAAACCCUCAGCUGACUCCCAUGUCAGUACCUCAGAGAUCAGUUGGAAUGGCUCCCUCUCCCAGCAGUUCAUUGAACACUCCCGGGCAGACUGUCCCCACUCCUAGUCCUUGCAGUCUUCAGGAAGAUCAAGCUUACAGGGAUAAAGUAAGACAACUAAGCAAAUACAUAGAGCCAUUGAGAAGAAUGAUUGCCCGAAUGGGAAACGAUGAUGUUGAGAAAUUGAGUAAAAUGAAGAAACUGCUAGAGAUUCUUUCCAACCCAAGUAAACGUAUGCCGCUUGAAACACUUUUGAAGUGUGAAGUUGUAUUAGAAAAACUUGAUCUCAAACGUGGAGAAGGCAGUGCUGCUCCACAGAAUACUCAACUUGCAUCUUUAAAAGAGCAUCAUAUUUUCACCCCUAUUCUUGAAGCUGUGAACAGUACAUUGCAAAGUCCUGUUGUAAAUCACACUCUUCAGCGAACAUUUGGUCCUUGUUUAGAGGCUUUAUUUGGUCCAGAAAUCAAAAUGCUUCCACCCCCUUUGAAAAAGAAAAAGGUGGAAGAAUCCCCAAAUGACAUCCCUGAUGUUUUACAAGGUGAAAUAGCCCGGCUGGACCAGCGAUUUAAGGUAAGCUUGGAUCCAACUCAACAUCCUGGAUCUCGAUCAGUUCAACUAUUGUGUUGGUUGGAUGACAGACAUCUCCCAUGUGUGCCACCAGUAUCUUUGACUGUGCCAGAGGACUACCCACAGAGCCCACCAAGAUGUCAUAUGGCCCCACAUGAGUACAGCUCCACUCAAUUUCUUACUGCUGUACAGAAAGCUUUAGCCUCGCGAAUCCGCAAAUUACCCAGCAGAUUCUCUGUGUCUCAGCUCUUAGAUACCUGGGAAAUGAGUGUGCGGCAGGCAUCAGCUCCAGCUCAGACACCUGUGUCAGUUGCUACUGUACUUAUGGGCCUGUAAACACCUUCCAUUUUUUCCAAUAUUUUUUGAAAGUGAAUAUGAAAAUAUUACAUUUGAAUCUCAUUAUUCAAAUAUAUUUAUGAAUAUUGAUAUACAUAAGUCAGACAAUCUUUUUAUACAGUGUAAUUACCUGAUUUUUGUGUUUUCUUGUAAACCCUUGUUGUUGUUGUUUUUAUUUUUGUGCAAUGUAGACCAAAUGGAAAUCAAAAUAGACAAUUUAUUUGUUUGGUAACCAUGUAUCAGUAGUUGUCAAAUAUUAGUCAAAUGAAAACAGUAAAUGUUUUUUGAAAUAUUUU